Suillus subalutaceus is the source of this 1329-nucleotide messenger RNA. Its product is annotated as NAD(P)-binding protein. The coding region runs from base 344 to 1069 and encodes 241 amino acids. The transcript is spliced from 6 exons. The record is from RefSeq and is a predicted model, not a curated record. NCBI's taxonomy places the organism in Eukaryota, Fungi, Basidiomycota, Agaricomycetes, Boletales, Suillaceae.
CUGUGCUGAAGAGUCUACUUGGCGUUAAGUCCACAUGUACAGGUGUGUCACCCGCUCAAACAGCUUAUCUCUCCUUCCCGGUCAAGACAGCAGCAGGAACACUCAAUGUUUUUGAUAACAAAUUGGAACAGAAUUAUCAGUAAAACACGACGACCAGCCCGAGAUUAACGUCAGGAGCCGCUUUCCCCAGACAUGCAAGAACGACAGGGUUUGCGAACGCAUACUGCGUAGAGACAUAACCUUGCUCUCUCGCUUACCUCCGAGGCUUGGGAAACGGGAAUUCGUGGGAUUAACCACUGUAGAAAUAGCUUAACUCAGCCUGACCUUGUUUCCUUGUCAGACGAUGGAUUUAGGGCUGAAAAACAUUCACGUCCUCGUAACAGGCGCAAGUGGAGGCAUCGGCCUUGAGACCGUCAAACUCUACCUGUCGCUCGGCGCAAAUGUGACUGCACAUUACAACUCUAAUUCUAAACCCAUCCAGACUCUCCAAAGUAUGUUCGAUGCGCUCUCGGAAACGCCGUUCGGCCCUGUGGCAGUAAUCGUGGUCAACCACGGCAUAUGGCCCUCCCAGGACGUACCCAUCGUCGAUAUGACCAUUGAACAAUGGGAUCACACCAUCAGCGCAAACCUCACCUCAAGCUUCCUGGUCUGCCGUGAGUUCUUGCGCCACAUGCGUGCAGCAAAAGAAAGCGUGAAAGACAGGGCUGCAAUUGUGCUCAUUGGGAGCACAGCAGGAAAAUAUGGCGAGGCGAACCAUGGCGAUUAUGCUACCAGCAAGAGUGCGAUGAUGUAUGGUUUGACGACGACACUCAAAAGCGAGAUUGUGAAGAUCGCACCGAGGGGACGCGUGAAUUGUAUUGCACCUGGAUGGGUUCCGACGCCAAUGGUACAAGAGGCACUGAAUGAUCCGGCUGUCAGCGGACCUGUAUUAGCUGCCACUCCGUUGAAAAAGUUUGCGACGCCUCUUGAUGUUGCAAACCAAAUAGCGGUACUGUCUUCAUCAGUGGUCUCAGGACAUGUUACUGGGCAGGUUGUCUUCGUAGAAGGCGGUUGUGUAGGAGACCUCUGAGUUAGUCACGAGUGAGUGCUUUGACUCGAAAAUGCAGGAUUUGUGGCUCGGUAUAAUACUGCACUCGGAACAGUUUCGGGAAUUUCAUUUUCACCGCGCGAAUCUUGCCCAGAGGUCGCACUAAUUAUUUAUAGUGUGGAUAUGAGUAUUUCCAGCCUCGUGAAAUACGUCGAGUAGCUUUACACAGAGACCAGACCUUGGGACCUUUCGAACGGAGAGAGUGUAUGCAGGAUGUUAAUUAAUUAAUACUUAAGCAUCAA